Fusarium verticillioides 7600 is the source of this 1152-nucleotide messenger RNA. RefSeq lists its product as hypothetical. The record is from RefSeq and is a predicted model, not a curated record. NCBI's taxonomy places the organism in Eukaryota, Fungi, Ascomycota, Sordariomycetes, Hypocreales, Nectriaceae. The transcript has a single exon. The coding region runs from base 1 to 1152 and encodes 383 amino acids.
AUGGCUACUCCAUGCCUUUCCCGUUUCCUCCUCAUCUUCCUAUUGGGAGCCAUCAACGUUGUAGCUCAUCCUAUGAGCAAAGACAAGCCAGCAGAGUCAGGCAAUGUCGUCGUCCAUAGAACACCAUGCCUUAAGUGGAAGCCCAAAGAGGAACAUCAGCACAAUCACAUGCAUCACGGCAAUAAUAAAUACACCUUCCAGGAGAUCACGGUGAAGCUCGAUGACAAGGACGGACCAAAGCAUAAAUCUGAUGCGGAUGAGCAUGAAAAAUCGACCAAGAAAUAUCCGAGCUCGGCUUCUGCAAAGCAUGGCAAGACCACGGGCACAACCCACAACCACAAGGAUCCGAAAAGAAGCGACAGGGCCGUUAAACUCACCGACGAAGAAGUGGACGAAAUGGAAAAGCUUGCGCAGACCUAUACACUAUUGACUCGAGAAAAAAAGAAGAGGUUGAAAGAGUUGUUCAUGAGAUAUAAACAGACGAUGGAGGAGGAGGAAAAGCUCCAGAAGUCCAAGCCGGGUAGAGUCAAAGAGCCAAAGUAUAAUGUCUUUGAUGAGGCCAGGAAGCAGAAGGACUAUAAAGCUCAACUCGACAAACUUGAGAAGGACGAGGGCUACAAACCCAAGGACGAAAAACCAUGGUGGGCUCUCCCAACCGACAAACACGACCAAGCCAAACAUUAUAGGAACGAACUUGCUUUAGCUGGAGAGAAAGGAGUUGAGGCAAAGCGAAAGAUUGGGAAAAGAUGCGUGGAAGUAUUGCCAUGGUGGAUUCAGCUAAUAAUCAAGAAGGUUAAGAAGGAUAAGGCGAAAAAGAAGGCGAAACAGGAGGAGGAGAGAUGGAAGGAAAUGGUGAAGGUGGGAAGGCUGCGUGGUCUAAACGGAAAGUGGGCUGGCUCCUCGCCCUCGUUUAGGCUCCUUCACAAACCAGCAGCGGGAGUGCAAAAGGACUCGAUAUAUUCCAAGCAGGAAACAAAGAAGGAAAAGGAGGAGAAGUUGCCCAACGAACCACACAGAGAUAAGCCUAAACACUGGUUUGAGGAUAAAACGAGAAAGGCUUUUGAUGAAAAGCCCAGUAAAGAGAAAGAAACUCUGAAGAACAAGGGUUCUGGGCUCAACGACAACAAGCCAAGUUCUUCCGCAUUGCAGUAA